Molecule: messenger RNA, 1224 nt
Organism: Leguminivora glycinivorella
Lineage: Eukaryota; Metazoa; Arthropoda; Insecta; Lepidoptera; Tortricidae
Product: gustatory receptor 8a-like
Exons: 5
Coding region: 1-1224 (407 amino acids)
Biological process (GO): sensory perception of taste
Cellular component (GO): membrane; dendrite; neuronal cell body
Source: RefSeq, a predicted model, not a curated record
AUGUCAUCUACAUUGACUAAAUAUUUCUCGCCAUUUGUGAAUCACGAAGAAGAACUGUGUCUCUUGCAGAUUUUUAAACCAUUCUAUGUUUUACUUUCCGCUCUCGGAUUAUUUCCACAAUCCAUAACAUUUCCUGAUGGAACUUACAAAACUAAUGUGGAAAUUAAAAACAGCACAAUCAAUUCCGGAUGCACAAUAUUUAUAUUUGUUCUUAUUCACAGCUUUUUCGUUUUUCAUUUACAAGAAUUGAAUAUCUCUAGUAAAGACAAUGUCAUGACGGAAAACAAAAUGAUUUUGAUAAGCUACACCGUCGCCUUAGUUAUGCAAAUAUUAUUUUGUUCAGUUUCCUAUUUUAGAGUCAUUUGUGAUAGACAAAUAUAUAUUGACGUUUUGAACGAGUUGGCGGACUGUUGGGAAAGAUCAGCGAUGGGCAAGAGGAGGCUAAUUCUUGGAAGAUUACGAGUACACGUCAACUGUGUAAUUCUGGUGACUGUGUUCAUAAGUUUUCUUUUAACGAUGCUUCCUACAUAUAUUGAAAUAAACUUAACCAUCUGGAAGAUAAUAUUAACAGCCCUGACGUUUCAUCUGCCUGAGCUGGUACAGAUUGGAAUGCUGACAUUCUAUUUCGUAUUGGUGUUGAUGAUCGUGGCGCUGUUGAAAAAUAUUGAAGAGGAGUUAAUAUUAAUUUUGCAACUGACAAAAAACAAUUAUAAUGAUACUGUUGAAGUUGAUAUGAGGAUGGAUAUGAGUGAGGUGAUGAAGGUGUAUGUAAAAACGCUGGGGUUGAAGCGACAGGUGAACGCAGCGUUCCAGGCGCCGAUCCUGGUAGCUCUAGCGUCCAGCUUCCUAGAGAUAGUGAUCGUGCCGCACUUGAUGUACCACGGUCUCGCCUUCCAGACUAAUUUCUCCACCCAAGAAAUUAUCACUUGCAGCACCUGGUUUUUAAAUCAGUUACUCAAAAUAUAUGCCUUGGCGCGCUCAGGCGAACUUUUGAAGUCGCAAGUCAACGAAAUAGGCCGCACUAUUCAUAACAUUCCGAUACGGGGUGGUCUAGAUUCGAAAGUUCUUUUAGAAGUGCAGCAUUUCUCAUCGUUGAUGACUUAUCAGGAUUCAACAAUAACUAUCUAUGGCUACUUUCCACUGGAUGCAACUCUCUUAUUUAAUAUGAUGGCAUCAGCUGCGAUGUAUUUAGUGAUUUUGGUACAGUUUGACAAACCUGAAUAA